Prunus persica (peach) is the source of this 1307-nucleotide messenger RNA. RefSeq names its product increased DNA methylation 3. Lineage: Eukaryota; Viridiplantae; Streptophyta; Magnoliopsida; Rosales; Rosaceae. Bases 579 to 995 code for a protein of 138 amino acids. The transcript has 3 exons. The record is from RefSeq and is a predicted model, not a curated record. Gene Ontology annotation, cellular component: nucleus.
ACUGAUAGCCAUGGAAUCCUCAGAAAAUGGAUUGCCAUAUCCUUCAUCCAUUUUUGGUGUCCUGGUGCAGUGCAGGCUUUCCCAAUAGCAGCAAUGCCUACUCCACAACCAGUCUUCAUCUUGGGUGGCAUAAGUAUAGUGACAAAUAAUAGUACGUGACAAUUUACACCUAUGGCAACUUCAAGGACAGCAGAUCUGAGCUUCCCAAAUUUACACCUAUGCCAAAUGAAAAAAAUACAAAUAAAAAUAAAAAUAAACGAAAAACUACUUGUCUUUUCCUUUUAGCAAAUUGAUAGGAAUUAAAUAUGUUUUAAGAUGACAGUUACGGUAAACUACAGUAGCCAUGUGUGACUUUUGGCGUAAAACAAUAAAAACCCUCUUCUGAGCGUGCACCACCUGCAGAGUCAUCGUCUUCUUACAAUUAGAGCUUCCAGAGAGCAAGAGAGAGAGAGAGAGAGAGAGAGAGAGGGGUUGAACUACUAGGGCUUGCACCUUUGAGUUGCGGUCGCUGUUGAUCUGGAAAGGAGGACUGAGGUGUAUCUGAGUGAUCACAACGGUAAAGAAGCAAAGUUGGUGGCAUGGGAGUGGAAAAUGUCGCUGAUCUUCCACCUCUGGACCCAGCUGUUGUUUUGAUUGGAACAGCAAAGGGAGGUAAUGUUGGACCUCCUAGCGGUCUUGUUGACAUUGGUGUGAGUGAAGCUGCCUACCUUUUUCGAGUUGCACUUCCUGGUAUUCGGAAGAAUGAAUGUAGGGUAAAAUGUGAUAUCCAACGUGAUGGAAAGGUUCAUAUAGAAGGAAUCAUGACAGGUGUCGGACUUUUGAGAAACUCGUCAACUGUGUACCAUUCGAGAGUCCAGCAACUAUGCCCACCGGGAGAAUUUAGCAUAUCUUUCCGUCUGCCUGGACCUGUUGACCCCCGUUUGUUUUCUCCUUAUUUCCGGCAUGAUGGAAUCCUGGAAGUGGUGGUUAUGAAAGGCAGAGCACCUCUACCCUGAGAAGCCAGGUUUCCAAAUCUGUGAGGUUAGUGGAAGGACACUCUCUUAGGUUAUGGCGUUUAGUUUUGCUUGAAGUGCAAAUGGGGAUAGUUGUAAUGAGGGAAGAAAAUGCAUGCAUACAAAGAUGUUCUGUCUUGUUUGGAAAAAGGCAGUGUGUUUUAAUUGGCGCAGUGAUGCAUAGAGUCAGUUUGAGGAGAAAAUCAGACUUUAUAUAAAUGGAUAAUGAAGUUCAAAUAGCUAGAUUGUUUAAUACAAAGAAUUAAUUGGAAACUCAAAAUCUGGGGUCAAGCUUUUAACCCAGAUCAUCCUUUA